This is a messenger RNA of Chara braunii, 1685 nucleotides long. The record is from the annotation of a GenBank genome assembly. Lineage: Eukaryota; Viridiplantae; Streptophyta; Charophyceae; Charales; Characeae.
AGCCGAGUCCAAGACCUCCCUUCCUUGCAGCAGAAAAGCAAGACACACCUCCACGGAUGGAAGUGCGCGACGCGCAUUCACUGCCUCAGCGUGUGAAGUGCAUUUACUGCACCCGAGGCAAGAGCACUUCAGGCGUUCUUGUGUUCUGAAUCAGCAGCGCAGGUCGCGGAGCACUCUCGAAUUCGUCAUCUGCCGCGUUCCGGGAUAUGGACUUCAUGGGAGUCGGGGACGUCAGCGAGCCUCGUCCACGGUCCUUCGAGGAUCGUCCUCGCACGGUGCCGCAAUCGUCUCGUGAGGAGUUCGACCUGAACAGGCAGCAGCACGGAGGGUGGCCGCAUGAGAACGCAAGCCAUCCCGCCAGCGCACAUCGCCAUCACAUGGAGGCUAUGCUCGGUGAAGCAGAAGGCACCCCAUCGUCGCAGCCACGUUCUUGCCUUACCGGUGACACAGUGCYGAUUUCUCCAUGGCUUCACAUGGAGAAUGCAAGCCAUCCCGCCAGCGCACAUCGUCAUCAGAUGGCGGCUAUGCUUGGUGAAACAGGAGGCACCCCAUCGUCGCAGCCACGUUCUUGCCUUACCGGUGACACAGUGCCGAUUUCUCCAUGGCAUCACAUGGAGAAUGCAAGCCUUCCCGCCAGCGUACAUCAUCAUCAGAUGGCAGCUAUGCUCGGUGAAACAGAAGGCACGCCAUCAUCACAGCCACGCUCUUGCAUGACUGGUGACACAGUGCCCGUUUCUCCAUGGCGAGCAAGCAUCAGCGACGAUUCCGAUCCGUUCGUUGCAGGAGAGGACGACAUCUUCCUGGCGGCCUCUCAACGGUCCGCACAUGUCAGGGUCUCCCAGCACAUACUGCGCUCCUCCUUCACAAAUGACGCACGCUGCGCUGCUCGCGUCGUACGGCCGGGGAGCAGUUUCAAUGGGUCAAGCGGCUACGGUGUCCAUGCCGGGUCGUCCUCGCAGUUCUGGCCAGGCCCGGGUGGAAGGAUGCAUCAGCCUACGCUCGGGAGCGAUCAGCCUUUGCUCGGGAGCGAUGAAGCUCGUCGAUCAGCAUGGAGGAAGACUCCUCCUGCGGUGAGUGGGCCGAUGGCGCCAACUCCGUUUCGAGAUUCAUUGCGGAACAGCGUUGCUGGAUCACCAUCGCCUGCGGCGGCAGUGGGGUCAGAAGCAGAUGGGGAUGAUGACGGAACUGACGUGGAUGGAGGAGGUGUGGGUGCGCAAGAAGAGGUGCCUGCAGCUGCGCCGGAAGGGGGUGCUGUGGGUGCGCAAUCCGGGGCACAACCGCGCGUGGUGUGGAAUGUGGAGGAGCAGUUGGUGUUGGGUGUGAAGGUUCGUGCAAGCGUCGGAAGACACAAUGAGCGCACCGCGGACAUGACAGAUGCUGUGAGGGAUCACGGCAAGGCGACCGCUUCGGCCUUCUCAAGCGUCAGGGAGGCACAGAAGGAGAACACGACGAUGAUUGUUGGUGUGAUGGACAAGAUGAACAGCACCAUUGCGGCCAACGGAACCGAGCUCUUUGGAGCUGUGGCCCUCAUCGCCCAAGCGUUCAUGAAGACAGCAAGCGCACCAGGGGCGACGUCCUCCACACCCUCCCGUGGAAGCACUUGAUCUCGCCUGCGACUGCGACCCGUGGAAGCCUUGUUUUCUUUUAAAAGAAUAGUAUUCAUAUAAUAAAGCCGCUGUGCGGUU